This is a messenger RNA of Aspergillus heteromorphus CBS 117.55, 1262 nucleotides long. RefSeq lists its product as uncharacterized. NCBI's taxonomy places the organism in Eukaryota, Fungi, Ascomycota, Eurotiomycetes, Eurotiales, Aspergillaceae. The coding region runs from base 288 to 1124 and encodes 278 amino acids. The transcript has 4 exons. The record is from RefSeq and is a predicted model, not a curated record.
ACCCGACUGAACCAUCUCCGACAACAACAUACAACUUACAGCUUGCCAUGGGCUUUUCAGCAGCCUGAGGAUGGGUGGUCGGGUCGGGCAAGGGCCCCUAGUAGGGCGCAACAACAACUUCGACAACAACAAACCCUACGACUUGUAACUUCGAACCUCGGGACAUCGGACACGCGGGAUGAUUUGUCGCUUCCAAAUAAGUCUCCAUCGGCAUGUAGAUCUCGCACAUAGGAAGCUUCUGUAGAAGUUGGACGGGACACAAUAGUUGAUUAUAAGAUUAGAUCCAUAUGGGUGAAGGCUCUCGGUUGUUUGUUUUUUUAUUCUUUGUAUUUAAGUGUUUUUUCAGCUACUUGGUUGUAUAUAUUGGAUCCAUAGGGGUGGUGAUGCGCUGUUGCCUGGUUGCUUUCCUUCUUUGCAUUCUUCAGGUUUUUUCAGUUGCUUGCUGUGCUUCUUAUUCUUAUUCAUCUUAUUGUUCUGCUUGUUUUCCUGCUUGUUAUUCUGCUUAUUGUUCUUGUUAUUUUGCUUGCUGUUCUGCUUGUUGUCCUGCUUGUUGUUCUGCUUUUACUGCUUUUACUGCCUUUACUGCCUUUACUGCCUUUACUGCUUUUACUGUUUUUACUGCCUUUACUGCCUUUACUGCCUUUACUGCCUUUACUGCCUUUACUGCCUUUACUGCUUUUACUGCUUUUACUGCUUUUACUGCUUUUACUGCUUUUACUGCUUUUACUGCUUUUACUGCUUUUACUGCUUUUACUGCUUUUACUGCUUGCUUGCCCUGCCUGCCCUGCCCUACUUAUCCUGCUUGCCCUAAUUGCCCUGCUUGUUCUGCUUGUUCUGAUUAUUCUGCUUCUUCUGCUUCUUCUGAUUAUUUUUCUUGUUCUGCUUGUUCUGCUUGUUCCGCUUGUUCUGCUUGUUCUGCUUGUUCUGCUUGUUCUGCUUGUUCUGCUUGUUCUGCUUGUUCUGCUUGCCCUGCCUCUUCUGCUCGUUCUGCUUGUUCUGCUUGUUCUGCUUGCCCUGCCUCUUCUGCUCGUUCUGCUUGUUCUGCUUGCCCUGCCUAUUCUGCUCGUUCUGCUUGUUCUGCUCGUUCUGCUUAUUCUGCUCGUUCUGCCAUGAAACCAUGCUAACACAUGUGACAGUGUUUUACAAACAGGCCUUGGUAGGGUGGCAGGGACGGGCCUGGGACACGACUACGACUUCGACAAACCACGACAUCAUAACGAUAUACGGACGACGGAUCGGCGAAUAAGGUAAGACUGGUUGGA